Messenger RNA from Rhineura floridana, 28273 nucleotides. Its product is annotated as epiplakin-like. Lineage: Eukaryota; Metazoa; Chordata; Lepidosauria; Squamata; Rhineuridae. Gene Ontology annotation, biological process: wound healing; intermediate filament bundle assembly. The coding region runs from base 151 to 27270 and encodes 9039 amino acids. Gene Ontology annotation, cellular component: membrane; keratin filament; cell junction. The record is from RefSeq and is a predicted model, not a curated record. The transcript is spliced from 2 exons. Gene Ontology annotation, molecular function: structural molecule activity; keratin filament binding.
GAAAAAACAGAAGGAGGAGGAGGAGGAGGCGGCAGCAGAGCACCUUGCCUACCUCAGGACGCACAGAGCCACACUUGCAGUCCCUGAAGGGAGCCAAAGAUUCGCCUGCGUGUGCCAGGAGGGGAAGCCCAGAGCAGCCAAGCAACCAAAAUGGAGGCAAGGAAGUCAGCGGCACAGGGGCAAGCAGGCUCAGCAGCCAUGCCAGGGGGCUGUGUCUCCUUCAGUAGCACCACAUCAGCAGCAGCAAAGGCAGACACAUGCAUCAGAAGCAUCGCAGGGGUCUACGUGGAGGCCUCCUCCGGCAAGGCCAUGAGCUUUCAUGAAGCCGUCCAGGAGCACCUGGUCCAGCCUGGCCUUGCAUUGGCUCUCUUGGAGGCACAGGCAGCAACAGGCGGCAUUGUUGACCUUGUGGGAAGGCGGCUGGUCUCUGUGGCGGAGGCCCUGGCGAUGGGGCUGGUUGGGCUGGAGGCGAGGGAGAAGCUUCUGUGUGCAGAGCGAGCGGUGGCGGGCUUCACAGACCCUUAUACAGAGGAGAAGAUCUCACUCUACCAAGCCAUUCAAAAAGAGCUGAUUGGAAGGGAACAGGGCUUGUAUCUGCUGGAUGCCCAGAUAGCCACCGGAGGCAUCAUUCAGCCAGUCACUGGCCACUGUGUCCCUCUGCAAGAAGCCUAUGAACAUGGCUACCUGGAUGAGGAGCUGAGUCACUUCCUCUCUGAUCCUGAGAAUGAGGAGGCCAAGGGCUUCUUGGACCCAAACAACAACCAGAAGGUCACCUACAUGGAGCUGAUGAGAAGGUGCAUUGCAGACCCAGCCACAGGCCUGGUCUUGCUGCCCCUGAAAAUCUCCUUCCCUGGACUGAGAGGGGCUGUGUGCAGCAAUGAGCUUCUGGACUCUGGAAUCAUUGACUCAGCCACAUUCAAAGCCCUCCAUAAUGGGGAGAUCACACCACAGGAAGUGGCAGAGAGGGACUCGGUGCAGCAGUACCUGUCAGUGACAAACAGUAUUGCCGGUGUGGCCCUCCUGCAAACUAAUGAGUGUAAGAGCCUUUACCAGGCUUUAACAGAACACCUCCUAAUGCCAGGCACAGCUGUGAUCCUCCUGCAAGCUCAGGCUGCUACAGGAGGCUUGAUAGACCCUGUAAAGAACGAGAGGUUCACCGUUGAUGAGGCUGUUCGGGCAGGAGUUGUUGGGCCAGACCUCCAUGAGAAACUGUCUUCAGCUGAGAGAGCCGUCACAGGGUACAAAGACCCCUACACCGGAGAGACUCUCUCUCUUUUUCAAGCCAUGGAGAAGGGUCUUGUGCCCAGAGACCCUGGCAUUUUCCUGCUGGAGGCCCAGGUUGCCACUGGUGGCAUCAUCGACCCACACGUUCAUCACCGGCUCCCUGGAGAGGUAGCCUGUCAGCGGUGCCAUUUAGACAAAGACACGCAGAGCCUCUUCUGCAAUCCCACGGCUGAGAUCCGUGGGUUCUUUGAGCCCAACUCAAAGGAAAACCUCUCCUAUGCAGAAUUGCUAUUGAGAUGCGUCACUGACCCAGAGACAGGGCUCUGCCUGUUGCCCCUUUCGGGAGGCCGUGGCAGGCAGCAUUCCUUCAUUGACCACGGCACGCAGUCUGCUCUGAAAAACACAGUUGUGUCUGUGGCCAGUGGAAAAUUCAAGGGGAAGUCCGUGUCACUCUGGAAGCUUCUCUUCUCAGACUACGUUACGAGAGAGCAGAGGAGAGCCCUCGCCCAGCAGUUCUGUUCUGGGGGCCUUUCCACUCAGGAACUGGCUGACAAAGUCUGUCACACCGUGGAGCAAGCUGUGGCCAAUUCUAGAGUCACCUUUGAGGGUUUGAGGGACAAGGUGACCCCUGCCCAGCUCUUGAGCUCUGACAUCAUCAACAAAGAUUUGUUUGAGAAGUUAACUCAAGGGGAGACCUUGGUCAAAGAUGUUGUUAGCAUGGGCACAGUGAAGAAGUAUUUGCAAGGGACUGGCAGCAUCAGCGGGCUGCUCCUGCCUGACUCCCAGGAGAAAAUCAGCAUCUACCAGGCAAAGAGGAAAGGCUUUCUGCGGCCAGGGACAUCCCUCAUCCUCCUGGAGGCUCAGGCUGCCACAGGAUACGUCAUUGACCCUGCAGCCAACAAGAAAUACUCAGUGGACGAGGCCCUGCGUGCCAACGUAAUUGGCCCAGAUGUUUACGACAAGCUUCUGGCUGCUGAGAGAGCCGUCACUGGCUACAGGGAUCCUUAUACAGGGAACAAGAUCUCCCUCUUCCAGGCCAUGAUGAAGGAUCUUAUCGUCAAGGACCAUGCAAUCCGCCUGCUGGAGGCCCAGAUUGCCACUGGAGGCAUCAUCGAUCCUGUCAACAGCCACCGCCUGCCUGUGGAAGCUGCCUACAAACGGGGCUACUUUGACAAGAAGAUGAACCUGAUCCUCUCGGACCCCAGCGAUGACACCAAGGGUUUCUUUGACCCAAACACCCAAGAGAACCUGACCUACCUGCAGCUGAAGGAGAAGUGUAUCACAGAGCCUUCUACAAGCCUCUGCCUUCUGCCACUGAACAGCAGGAAGCGGCAGUUCAUUGACAACACCACCAAGCAAUCAUUUAGGAACUCCUGGAUCUUUGUAAAAUAUGGGCGCUUCCAAGGGCAAAAGGUCUCCAUGUGGGACCUGCUGAACUCUGAGUAUUUCAGUGAGGGUAAGAGGCGAGAAAUAUUCAACCACUACUCCCUACAGAAGGUCACCCUAGAGAAAAUCCAGCUCAUGUUAGAGGAGGAGAUGAAGAAAUGGGCCCGCAUCAAAUUCCCAGCCAUACGGGGUAACGUUACUGCCUAUCACCUGAUGGAAAUGGGCAUAAUUGACAGGGCCCUCUUUGAAAGGCUGCUGGAGGGAGCUGUUAGCCCAGAGGAGGUUUUGCACAUGGACUCAGUCAGAAAAUACCUCUAUGGCACUGGCAGCAUUGGGGGGAUUGUACUGCAGCCCUCCAAUGAAAGAGUGAGUCUCUAUGAAGCAAUGAAGAGGAAUAUUGUGUUGCCGGGGGUGGCACUGCCAUUGCUUGAAGCACAGGCCGCCACUGGCUUCAUCAUUGAUCCAGUGAACAAUCAGAAGCUCUGUCUGGAUGAUGCUGUGAGGGAAGGCCUUGUUGGUCCUGAGCUCUAUGAAAAGCUCCAACGUGCAGAAGAAGCUGUCACUGGCUACAAGGAUCCUUUCACGGGCAAGAAGAUCUCCCUCUUCCAAGCCAUGAAGAAGGGCCUUGUGGCUGACAAACAGGCCAUACAGCUUAUGGAUGCCCAGUUGUCCACGGGGGGCGUCAUUGAUCCCCACAGUGGCCACUAUGUCCCAGUAGAAUUUGCCCAGAAAAAGGGUUACUUGGAUGAGGACCUUAGCAAAACGCUUUCCAACCCAAGCAGUGAUGCCAAAACUUUCAGCACUCUUGACAGAAAAGAGAAUGUGACCUAUGGCCAGCUGAUAGAUCGGUGCCAGAAGGAUGCGGCCUCUGGCGUUCACCUAUUGCCUCUGCCGCAAACAGCUUCUCCUGUCUAUACAGAUGAACAGAUCAAGCAGCUCUUCAGGGAGACCCUUGUGGAGGGCAAAGGGGUUUCCCUCUGGGAGCUCCUUAACUCUGGCUACUUCACUGAAGAGCAGAGAGGAGAAUUCCUUGAGAAGUAUCGGUCUCAGGCAAUAUUGCUUCACCAACUGGUCACCCUUGUCUGGGAACUCAUUAAUGAAAUGGACAUGAAGGCUCGAAGCCAGGUCACUUUCCAAGGCCUGAGAGGUGCCAUCCCUGCAGUCUGGCUUCUGGAUACUGGCAUAAUUUCAGAGAAGACAUUUGCAGAGCUGGCUCAGGGCAGAAGGACAGCUGGAGAAGUGGCUGAGAUGGAGAGUGUGAAGAAAUACUUGCAGGGCACUGGUGGCAUUGCUGGAGUCUUCAUUCAGGCCUCCAAUGAGAAAAUGGGCAUUUACCAAGCAAUGCAGAAGAGCUUCCUUCUGCCAGGCACAGGGGCAAGGCUUCUGGAAGCACAGGCAGCUACAGGAUCCAUCACAGACCCAGUGACUAACCAGAGGUUUGGAGCAGAAGAAGCCAUCAAAGCUGGCAUUGUAGGUGAAGAACUUACGGAGCAGUUGCUGCAGGCUGAGAGAGCUCUGACAGGCUAUGUUGACCCCUACUCAGGAAAGCCAAUCUCAGUGUGCCAGGCAAUCAGGAAGGAGCUCAUCUCUGCCACUGCUGGCAUCCCCUUGCUUGAAGCACAACUAGCCACUGGAGGGGUCAUUGACCCCAUCCACCACCACCACCUUCCUCUUCAUGCUGCCUACAAGCAUGGGUUCUAUGAUGAAGAAAUGCACAAGAUCCUUUCUCAGCAUAGCGAUGACUCCUGUGCCUACUUUGACCCUAACACACAAGAAAAUCUAACCUACGAGUGUCUGAAGGAAAGGUGCAUCCCAGAUGCCGAGACUGGACUCUUGCUGCUCCCUCUCUCAGAAGAUGCCACUUUCUACGGGGACAGACAAACCAUGGAGGUGCUGAAAUCUGUCACUGUCCGUGUCAAAACUGGGAGGUUUAAAGGUCAGGAGGUUUCUCUCUGGGACUUACUCAACUCUGAGUACAUCACCAAUUGCAAGCGGAGAGAGCUGGUGACAAUGUACAAAGAGGAGAAUUCUGAGGUACUUCAAGAAAUUAUAAUGGCUGUCUCCAAGAGCAUUGAAGAGACUGAGCAGCAAGGCAAGAGAUUCACCUUCAAGGGCCUGCGCAAACAGGUGUCUGCCAGUGACCUUUUCCAGUCAGAGCUCAUAGACAAGGGAACGCUGGAUGAACUGAGAGAGGGGAAAAAAACUGUACGGGAAGUCACCGAGAUGGAAUCAGUCAGGCAAUAUCUUGAAGGCGGUAACUUUAUUGCUGGAGUCCUUAUACAGCCAAGCCAGGAAAGGAUGAGUGUCUACCAGGCAAUGAGGCAGGGUCUCCUCCGGCCAGGGGCAGCUCUGGUGCUGCUGGAAGCUCAGGCUGCCACAGGGUUCCUGAUUGACCCAGUGAAAAACAAGAAGAUGUCAGUAACUGAAGCAAUGACAGGAGGGCUGAUCGGGAGAGACAUUUAUGAGAAGUUGCUCAGUGCCGAAAAAGCUGUGACAGGAUACACCCACCCCUACACAAAAGAGCAGAUCUCUCUCUUUGAGGCCAUGAACCAAGGGCUCAUUGUGAAAAGCCAUGGCAUCCGCCUGCUCGAGGCCCAAAUAGCCACUGGGGGCAUCAUUGACCCGGUUCACAGCCACCGCAUCCCCGUAGAGGUAGCUUACAAACGGGGUUACUUUGAUGAAAACCUGAACCAAAUCCUUCUGGACCCCACAGAUGAUACCAAAGGCUUUUUUGACCCCAACACACAUGAGAAUCUCACUUACCUCCAGCUUCUAGAACGAUGCAUCCAAGACCCAGAGACGGGACUGUAUAUGCUGCAAAUAGUCAAAAGGGGUGGAAGGUACUUCUACAUUGAUGAGGCAACAAAACAGUUCCUGCAAGCGCAACCAAUGCAGAUGCACGUUGGCAGGUACAAAGGCCAAGCGGUCUCCAUGUGGGACCUCCUGUGCUCCCCAUACAUCCGAGAACAGAGAAGGAAAGACCUGGUGAGCCAGUUCAAGAGUGAGAGUUUGACACUGCAGCAACUCAGCAAAGCCAUCAGCACUGUUAUUGAGGAAACGGAGCAGAACACCCAGGUGCUCAAGCUGAAGGGACUGAGGGGGGAGGUAUCAGCUGCAGACCUGUUCAACUCAGAGAUAAUUGACAAGAAGACACUAGAUGGGCUUCAUCAAGGGUCAUGUGCACUUCAUCAGCUUGCCCAGAAGGAUUCUGUGAAGCGAUACCUGGAGGGAACAGGCUGCAUCGCUGGAGUCUUAGCCAAAGGGCAGAAGAUGACCAUCUAUGAAGCCAUGAAGAAAGGGCUUCUCUCUCCAGAACAUGGCCUGAUAUUGCUGGAAGCACAGGCUGCUACUGGAUUCAUCACUGACCCACUGAAGAAGAAAACAUUCUCUGUUGACCAGGCCAUCUCUGCGAGGCUCGUAGGUGAAGACGUUCACGAGAAACUUCUCUUUGCAGAGAAAGCCGUUACUGGAUACACUGAUCCUUCCACAGGGAACAAAAUAUCUCUCUUCCAAGCCAUGAAAAAAAACACAGUAGAUAAAGCACUUGCACUCAGACUGCUGGAGGCCCAGGUUGCCACUGGUGGCAUCAUUGAUCCUGUAUAUGGUCACCGCAUCCCCGUGGAGGUGGCUUACAAACGGGGCUAUUUGGAUGAUGACACUUUCCUCCUGCUUUCUGAUCCAGAAUAUGCUACCAAAGGAUUUGUGGAUCCCAACACUCAGGAAAGGAUCACAUAUGCUCAACUCCUGUACAGGUGCAUCAAAGACAAAGAGGCAGGGAUGUACCUCCUACAGUUGCUAGACAAGAGGGAAUAUUUCUAUGUAGAUGAGAUAACAAAAAAUAUCUUUUCAUCCACCAAAGUAAAUGUAAUGAUUGGGAAAUUCAAAGGUCAGACUGUCUCUCUGUGGGACCUUCUUUCUUCAGACUACAUUGAUGAAGAAAAGAGGAAUGAGCUGAUUAAAAAAUACAAACAGGAAUCCUCUGCUGUUUUGCAACACAUCACUAAUGAAAUUCUGAACAUAAUAAAAGAAAAAGAAGAAAACAGAAGAGAUAUAUGGUUCAAAGGGCUACGGAAACAAGUCACAGCUUCAGAACUACUGAAAGCAGAUAUAAUCGGUAAAGACACAAUGAAGAAUCUGGAGGAAGGAAAAGAGACAGCACAAGACGUUGCAAAGAUGGAUACCGUGAAGCGAUACCUGGAAGGCACAAGCUGCAUUGCUGGGGUGCUCGGGCCCUCCAAGUCAGACCCUUCCAAGAUGGAGAAGAUGACCAUCUACCAGGCGUUGUGGAAGGGCAUUUUGAGGCCAGGAACUGCCCUGGUGCUGUUAGAAGCACAGGCUGCCACUGGGUUCAUCAUUGACCCACUGAAGAAUGAGAAACUCUCUGUCAAUGAAGCUGUCUCUGCCAGUCUGGUGGGAGGAGACAUACACAACAAGCUCCUUUCUGCAGAGAAAGCUGUCACUGGAUACACUGACCCAAACACAGGGAAAAAAAUCUCUCUUUUUCAGGCCAUGAAGAAAGGCCUGAUAAUCAAAGAGCAAGGCAUCCGCUUGCUAGAAGCCCAGAUUGCUACUGGAGGCAUAAUUGAUCCAGUCAACAGUCAUCAUGUCCCCGUUGAGGUAGCUUACAAGCGGGGCUACUUUGAUGAGGAAAUGAAUCGGAUUCUUUCAGAUCCCACAGAUGACACUAAGGGCUUCUUUGAUCCCAACACCCACGAGAACCUCACGUACAUGCAGCUGCUCAAGAGAUGUGUUCAUGACCCAGAAACUGGACUAAUGAUGCUUCAAGUACAAGACCAGGGCUUAAAUAUAUUCCGUUUAGACGACAACACAAGGAAGACUUUGAAGUCUACGACAACAAGAGUGAAUGUGGGGCAUUUCCGAGGACAGAUGGUUUCCCUCUGGGACCUCCUCUUCUCUAGAUACAUUGCUGAAAAUAAAAGGCAAGAGAUAAUAAGACAGUACCAAGCUGGAAAAAUAACAGUUCAAGAAAUGAUCACCAUACUAGCAACAACCAUCAAAGAGAUAGAGAACCAGAGCAUCAACCAAAAAGGAAAACUGACAGAUCUCAGCAAAGACAAUGAAACAGUGAAUAGGGGAGAUAAUAUUGGGCAGGGGGAAGAAGACUGCAAACAAAGAAUGAAAACAGCAAAAGUAACUGAAGAGCAAGGAAAGGCUGAAAGUGACCCAAUAUCAGUUUGGAACAAACAAACAGACAAACACACCCCCAGCACACCACAAGGAACAUCACUGAAACAGGACCCUCCCCACCCAAGCCUGAAAGAGUCCUGGCAGAAGACCUUGAAGUCCACAACCAUCAGAGGACAGGAACUCUCACUCUGGGAUCUCCUCUUCUCUCACUGUGUUCCAGAAGCCCAAAGAGAGGAGCUCUUAAAGAAGUACCAGUCGGGAAUCCUGAACACUCAAGAAAUGAUAGCCAUGCUGUCUGCCCUUCUCACAGAGACAGAGAGACGUCGUGGGAAAGAUACGGAAGGCACCAGCAGUCUGACCAGGGAAGGGAUUCAGUCCCAUGGAGAUGGUGCCACACCAUCCCCACGAGACGAGGAGCUGGAAAAAGCCUUACGCUUGGUGACCGUUGAUGUGCCUGUGGGCGAGUUCCAAGGCUCCAGGCUUUCAGCGUGGGAGCUUCUCUUCUCCAAAUACGUGACCGCAGACAAACGGCAAGAGCUCCUAGAGAAGUACCGAGCGGGAUCUGUGACUACAGAGGAGCUCGUCCGAGUCAUCACCAACCUCAUUGAGGAGAUGGAAGAGAAGAGCAACAAGCUGAAAUUCUCCGGGCUCAGGAGGCAGGUGACAGCCUCGGAGCUCUUCAAGUCCCAAAUCAUUGACCAGGACACGCUCUCUGAGCUCACGCAUGGCACCAAGACUGUGGAAGAGAUCACGGAAAGAGAUUCGGUGAAGCGAUACCUGGAAGGCACAAGCUGCAUUGCCGGAGUCCUCGUGCCCUCCAAGUCAGACCCUUCCAAGACAGAGAAGAUGACCAUCUACCAGGCCAUGUGGAAGGGCAUUUUGAGGCCGGGCACUGCCCUGGUCCUGCUGGAGGCACAGGCUGCCACUGGGUUCAUCACUGACCCUCUGAAGAAUGAGAAACUGUCUGUCGACGAAGCUGUCUCUGCUGAACUGGUGGGCGCCGAAUUGAAGGACAAACUUCUCUCUGCAGAGAGAGCCGUGACCGGAUACAACGACCCCUACACGGGGAACAAAAUCUCUCUAUUCCAGGGCAUGAAGAAAGGCCUCAUCGUCAAAGACCACGGCAUCCGCCUGCUGGAGGCUCAGAUUGCCACCGGGGGCAUCAUUGACCCCGUGCAGAGUCAUCGCCUCCCCGUGCAGGUAGCCUACCAGCGGGGCUACUUUGACGAGGAAAUGAACCAGAUCCUCUCAGACCCGACCGAUGACACCAAGGGCUUCUUUGACCCCAACACCCACGAGAACCUCACGUACAUGCAACUUCUGCACAGGUGCCUCCCUGAUCCCGAAACUGGCCUGCUGAUGCUUCACGUGAUGGACAAGGGCUCCAUUUCCAUCUACUUGAACGAGAGCACGAGGAAGGCUUUGCAGUCUGCCAAGACCAGGGUCGGCAUAGGCCUUUUUGAGGGCCAAGAAGUCUCCGUGUGGGACCUCCUCUUCUCCAGAUACAUCCCUCCGCAUAAGAGACAGGAGAUCCUGAGGCAGUACAAAGCUGGCACCAUAACCAUUGAGGAGAUCACCCAGACCCUCACUGCCAUCAUCACCGAGACAGAGGAAAGGAACUCCAAGCAAACUGGACACAAACACACCCCCAGCACACCACAAGGAACAUCACUGAAACAGGACCCUCCCCACCCAAGCCUGAAAGAGUCCUGGCAGAAGACCUUGAAGUCCACAACCAUCAGGGGACAGGAACUCUCACUCUGGGAUCUCCUCUUCUCUCACUGUGUUCCAGAAGCCCAAAGAGAGGAGCUCUUAAAGAAGUACCAGUCGGGAAUCCUGAACAUUCAGGAACUGAUAGCCAUGCUGUCCCCCUUUCUCACAGAGACAGAGAGACGUCGUGGCAAAGAUACGGAAGGUACCAACAGUCUGACCAGGGAAGGGACUCAGUCCAAAGGAGAUGGUGCCACACCAUCCCCACGAGACGAGGAGCUGGAAAAAGCCUUACGCUUGGUGACCGUUGAUGUGCCUGUGGGCGAGUUCCAAGGCUCCAGGCUUUCAGUGUGGGAGCUUCUCUUCUCCAAAUACGUGACCGCAGACAAACGGCAAGAGCAACUAGAGAAGUACCGAGCGGGAUCUGUGACUACAGAGGAGCUCGUCCGAGUCAUCACCAACCUCAUUGAGGAGAUGGAAGAGAAGAGCAACAAGCUGAAAUUCUCCGGGCUCAGGAGGCAGGUGACAGCCUCGGAGCUCUUCAAGUCCCAAAUCAUUGACCAGGACACGCUCUCUGAGCUCACGCAUGGCACCAAGACUGUGGAAGAGAUCACGGAAAGAGAUUCGGUGAAGCGAUACCUGGAAGGCACAAGCUGCAUUGCCGGAGUCCUCGUGCCCUCCAAGUCAGACCCUUCCAAGACAGAGAAGAUGACCAUCUAUCAGGCCAUGUGGAAGGGCAUUUUGAGGCCGGGCACUGCCCUGGUCCUGCUGGAGGCACAGGCUGCCACUGGGUUCAUCACUGACCCUAUGAAGAAUGAGAAACUGUCUGUCGACGAAGCUGUCUCUGCUGAACUGGUGGGCGCCGAAUUGAAGGACAAACUUCUCUCUGCAGAGAGAGCCGUGACCGGAUACAACGACCCCUACACGGGGAACAAGAUCUCUCUCUUCCAGGGCAUGAAGAAAGGCCUCAUCGUCAAAGACCACGGCAUCCGCCUGCUGGAGGCUCAGAUUGCCACCGGGGGCAUCAUUGACCCCGUGCAGAGUCAUCGCCUCCCCGUGCAGGUAGCCUACCAGCGGGGCUACUUUGACGAGGAAAUGAACCAGAUCCUCUCAGACCCGACCGAUGACACCAAGGGCUUCUUUGACCCCAACACCCACGAGAACCUCACGUACAUGCAACUUCUGCACAGGUGCCUCCCUGAUCCCGAAACUGGCCUGCUGAUGCUUCACGUGAUGGACAAGGGCUCCAUUUCCAUCUACUUGAACGAGAGCACGAGGAAGGCUUUGCAGUCUGCCAAGACCAGGGUUGGCAUAGGCCUUUUUGAGGGCCAAGAAGUCUCCGUGUGGGACCUCCUCUUCUCCAGAUACAUCCCUCCGCAUAAGAGACAGGAGAUCCUGAGGCAGUACAAAGCUGGCACCAUAACCAUUGAGGAGAUCACCCAGACCCUCACUGCCAUCAUCACCGAGACAGAGGAAAGGAACUCCAAGCAAACUGGACACAAACACACCCCCAGCACACCACAAGGAACAUCACUGAAACAGGACCCUCCCCACCCAAGCCUGAAAGAGUCCUGGCAGAAGACCUUGAAGUCCACAACCAUCAGAGGACAGGAACUCUCACUCUGGGAUCUCCUCUUCUCUCACUGUGUUCCAGAAGCCCAAAGAGAGGAGCUCUUAAAGAAGUACCAGUCGGGAAUCCUGAACACUCAAGAAAUGAUAGCCAUGCUGUCUGCCCUUCUCACAGAGACAGAGAGGUGUCGUGGGAAAGAUACGGAAGGCACCAGCAGUCUGACCAGGGAAGGGAUUCAGUCCCAUGGAGAUGGUGCCACACCAUCCCCACGAGACGAGGAGCUGGAAAAAGCCUUACGCUUGGUGACCGUUGAUGUGCCUGUGGGCGAGUUCCAAGGCUCCAGGCUUUCAGCGUGGGAGCUUCUCUUCUCCAAAUACGUGACCGCAGACAAACGGCAAGAGCUCCUAGAGAAGUACCGAGCGGGAUCUGUGACUACAGAGGAGCUCGUCCGAGUCAUCACCAACCUCAUUGAGGAGAUGGAAGAGAAGAGCAACAAGCUGAAAUUCUCCGGGCUCAGGAGGCAGGUGACAGCCUCGGAGCUCUUCAAGUCCCAAAUCAUUGACCAGGACACGCUCUCUGAGCUAACGCAUGGCACCAAGACUGUGGAAGAGAUCACGGAAAGAGAUUCGGUGAAGCGAUACCUGGAAGGCACAAGCUGCAUUGCCGGAGUCCUCGUACCCUCCAAGUCAGACCCUUCCAAGACAGAGAAGAUGACUAUCUACCAGGCCAUGUGGAAGGGCAUUUUGAGGCCGGGCACUGCCCUGGUCCUGCUGGAGGCACAGGCUGCCACUGGGUUCAUCACUGACCCUCUGAAGAAUGAGAAACUGUCUGUUGACGAAGCUGUCUCUGCCGAACUGGUGGGCGCCGAAUUGAAGGACAAACUUCUCUCUGCAGAGAGAGCCGUGACCGGAUACAACGACCCCUACACGGGGAACAAAAUCUCUCUCUUCCAGGGCAUGAAGAAAGGCCUCAUCGUCAAAGACCACGGCAUCCGCCUGCUGGAGGCUCAGAUUGCCACCGGGGGCAUCAUUGACCCCGUGCAGAGUCAUCGCCUCCCCGUGCAGGUAGCCUACCAGCGGGGCUACUUUGACGAGGAAAUGAACCAGAUCCUCUCAGACCCGACCGAUGACACCAAGGGCUUCUUUGACCCCAACACUCAAGAGAACCUCACGUACAUGCAACUUCUGCACAGGUGCCUCCCUGAUCCCGAAACUGGCCUGCUGAUGCUUCACGUGAUGGACAAGGGCUCCAUUUCCAUCUACUUGAACGAGAGCACGAGGAAGGCUUUGCAGUCUGCCAAGACCAGGGUCGGCAUAGGCCUUUUCGAGGGCCAAGAAGUCUCCGUGUGGGACCUCCUCUUCUCCAGAUACAUCCCUCCACAUAAGAGACAGGAGAUCCUGAGGCAGUACAAAGCUGGCACCAUAACCAUUGAGGAGAUCACCCAGACCCUCACUGCCAUCAUCACCGAGACAGAGGAAAGGAACUCCAAGCAAACUGGACACAAACACACCCCCAGCACACCACAAGGAACAUCACUGAAACAGGACCCUCCCCACCCAAGCCUGAAAGAGUCCUGGCAGAAGACCUUGAAGUCCACAACCAUCAGAGGACAGGAACUCUCACUCUGGGAUCUCCUCUUCUCUCACUGUGUUCCAGAAGCCCAAAGAGAGGAGCUCUUAAAGAAGUACCAGUCGGGAAUCCUGAACAUUCAGGAACUGAUAGCCAUGCUGUCCCCCUUUCUCACAGAGACAGAGAGACGUCGUGGCAAAGAUACGGAAGGUACCAACAGUCUGACCAGGGAAGGGACUCAGUCCAAAGGAGAUGGUGCCACACCAUCCCCACGAGACGAGGAGCUGGAAAAAGCCUUACGCUUGGUGACCGUUGAUGUGCCUGUGGGCGAGUUCCAAGGCUCCAGGCUUUCAGUGUGGGAGCUUCUCUUCUCCAAAUACGUGACCGCAGACAAACGGCAAGAGCUCCUAGAGAAGUACCGAGCGGGAUCUGUGACUACAGAGGAGCUCGUCCGAGUCAUCACCAACCUCAUUGAGGAGAUGGAAGAGAAGAGCAACAAGCUGAAAUUCUCCGGGCUCAGGAGGCAGGUGACAGCCUCGGAGCUCUUCAAGUCCCAAAUCAUUGACCAGGACACGCUCUCUGAGCUCACGCAUGGCACCAAGACUGUGGAAGAGAUCACGGAAAGAGAUUCGGUGAAGCGAUACCUGGAAGGCACAAGCUGCAUUGCCGGAGUCCUCGUGCCCUCCAAGUCAGACCCUUCCAAGACAGAGAAGAUGACCAUCUAUCAGGCCAUGUGGAAGGGCAUUUUGAGGCCGGGCACUGCCCUGGUCCUGCUGGAGGCACAGGCUGCCACUGGGUUCAUCAAUGACCCUAUGAAGAAUGAGAAACUGUCUGUCGACGAAGCUGUCUCUGCCGAACUGGUGGGCGCCGAAUUGAAGGACAAACUUCUCUCUGCAGAGAGAGCCGUGACCGGAUACAACGACCCCUACACGGGGAACAAAAUCUCUCUCUUCCAGGGCAUGAAGAAAGGCCUCAUCGUCAAAGACCACGGCAUCCGCCUGCUGGAGGCUCAGAUUGCCACCGGGGGCAUCAUUGACCCCGUGCAGAGUCAUCGCCUCCCCGUGCAGGUAGCCUACCAGCGGGGCUACUUUGACGAGGAAAUGAACCAGAUCCUCUCAGACCCGACCGAUGACACCAAGGGCUUCUUUGACCCCAACACCCACGAGAACCUCACGUACAUGCAACUUCUGCACAGGUGCCUCCCUGAUCCCGAAACUGGCCUGCUGAUGCUUCACGUGAUGGACAAGGGCUCCAUUUCCAUCUACUUGAACGAGAGCACGAGGAAGGCUUUGCAGUCUGCCAAGACCAGGGUCGGCAUAGGCCUUUUUGAGGGCCAAGAAGUCUCCGUGUGGGACCUCCUCUUCUCCAGAUACAUCCCUCCGCAUAAGAGACAGGAGAUCCUGAGGCAGUACAAAGCUGGCACCAUAAUCAUUGAGGAGAUCACCCAGACCCUCACUGCCAUCAUCACCGAGACAGAGGAAAGGAACUCCAAGCAAACUGGACACAAACACACCCCCAGCACACCACAAGGAACAUCACUGAAACAGGACCCUCCCCACCCAAGCCUGAAAGAGUCCUGGCAGAAGACAUUGAAGUCCACAACCAUCAGAGGACAGGAACUCUCACUCUGGGAUCUCCUCUUCUCUCACUGUGUUCCAGAAGCCCAAAGAGAGGAGCUCUUAAAGAAGUACCAGUCGGGAAUCCUGAACACUCAAGAAAUGAUAGCCAUGCUGUCUGCCCUUCUCACAGAGACAGAGAGGUGUCGUGGGAAAGAUACGGAAGGCACCAGCAGUCUGACCAGGGAAGGGAUUCAGUCCCAUGGAGAUGGUGCCACACCAUCCCCACGAGACGAGGAGCUGGAAAAAGCCUUACGCUUGGUGACCGUUGAUGUGCCUGUGGGCGAGUUCCAAGGCUCCAGGCUUUCAGCGUGGGAGCUUCUCUUCUCCAAAUACGUGACCGCAGACAAACGGCAAGAGCUCCUAGAGAAGUACCGAGCGGGAUCUGUGACUACAGAGGAGCUCGUCCGAGUCAUCACCAACCUCAUUGAGGAGAUGGAAGAGAAGAGCAACAAGCUGAAAUUCUCCGGGCUCAGGAGGCAGGUGACAGCCUCGGAGCUCUUCAAGUCCCAAAUCAUUGACCAGGACACGCUCUCUGAGCUAACGCAUGGCACCAAGACUGUGGAAGAGAUCACGGAAAGAGAUUCGGUGAAGCGAUACCUGGAAGGCACAAGCUGCAUUGCCGGAGUCCUCGUGCCCUCCAAGUCAGACCCUUCCAAGACAGAGAAGAUGACCAUCUACCAGGCCAUGUGGAAGGGCAUUUUGAGGCCGGGCACUGCCCUGGUCCUGCUGGAGGCACAGGCUGCCACUGGGUUCAUCACUGACCCUCUGAAGAAUGAGAAACUGUCUGUUGACGAAGCUGUCUCUGCCGAACUGGUGGGCGCCGAAUUGAAGGACAAACUUCUCUCUGCAGAGAGAGCCGUGACCGGAUACAACGACCCCUACACGGGGAACAAAAUCUCUCUCUUCCAGGGCAUGAAGAAAGGCCUCAUCGUCAAAGACCACGGCAUCCGCCUGCUGGAGGCUCAGAUUGCCACCGGGGGCAUCAUUGACCCCGUGCAGAGUCAUCGCCUCCCCGUGCAGGUAGCCUACCAGCGGGGCUACUUUGACGAGGAAAUGAACCAGAUCCUCUCAGACCCGACCGAUGACACCAAGGGCUUCUUUGACCCCAACACCCACGAGAACCUCACGUACAUGCAACUUCUGCACAGGUGCCUCCCUGAUCCCGAAACUGGCCUGCUGAUGCUUCACGUGAUGGACAAGGGCUCCAUUUCCAUCUACUUGAACGAGAGCACGAGGAAGGCUUUGCAGUCUGCCAAGACCAGGGUUGGCAUAGGCCUUUUUGAGGGCCAAGAAGUCUCCGUGUGGGACCUCCUCUUCUCCAGAUACAUCCCUCCGCAUAAGAGACAGGAGAUCCUGAGGCAGUACAAAGCUGGCACCAUAACCAUUGAGGAGAUCACCCAGACCCUCACUGCCAUCAUCACCGAGACAGAGGAAAGGAACUCCAAGCAAACUGGACACAAACACACCCCCAGCACACCACAAGGAACAUCACUGAAACAGGACCCUCCCCACCCAAGCCUGAAAGAGUCCUGGCAGAAGACCUUGAAGUCCACAACCAUCAGAGGACAGGAACUCUCACUCUGGGAUCUCCUCUUCUCUCACUGUGUUCCAGAAGCCCAAAGAGAGGAGCUCUUAAAGAAGUACCAGUCGGGAAUCCUGAACACUCAAGAAAUGAUAGCCAUGCUGUCUGCCCUUCUCACAGAGACAGAGAGGUGUCGUGGGAAAGAUACGGAAGGCACCAGCAGUCUGACCAGGGAAGGGAUUCAGUCCCAUGGAGAUGGUGCCACACCAUCCCCACGAGACGAGGAGCUGGAAAAAGCCUUACGCUUGGUGACCGUUGAUGUGCCUGUGGGCGAGUUCCAAGGCUCCAGGCUUUCAGCGUGGGAGCUUCUCUUCUCCAAAUACGUGACCGCAGACAAACGGCAAGAGCUCCUAGAGAAGUACCGAGCGGGAUCUGUGACUACAGAGGAGCUCGUCCGAGUCAUCACCAACCUCAUUGAGGAGAUGGAAGAGAAGAGCAACAAGCUGAAAUUCUCCGGGCUCAGGAGGCAGGUGACAGCCUCGGAGCUCUUCAAGUCCCAAAUCAUUGACCAGGACACGCUCUCUGAGCUCACGCAUGGCACCAAGACUGUGGAAGAGAUCACGGAAAGAGAUUCGGUGAAGCGAUACCUGGAAGGCACAAGCUGCAUUGCCGGAGUCCUCGUGCCCUCCAAGUCAGACCCUUCCAAGACAGAGAAGAUGACCAUCUACCAGGCCAUGUGGAAGGGCAUUUUGAGGCCGGGCACUGCCCUGGUCCUGCUGGAGGCACAGGCUGCCACUGGGUUCAUCACUGACCCUCUGAAGAAUGAGAAACUGUCUGUUGACGAAGCUGUCUCUGCCGAACUGGUGGGCGCCGAAUUGAAGGACAAACUUCUCUCUGCAGAGAGAGCCGUGAUCGGAUACAACGACCCCUACACGGGGAACAAAAUCUCUCUCUUCCAGGGCAUGAAGAAAGGCCUCAUCGUCAAAGACCACGGCAUCCGCCUGCUGGAGGCUCAGAUUGCCACCGGGGGCAUCAUUGACCCCGUGCAGAGUCAUCGCCUCCCCGUGCAGGUAGCCUACCAGCGGGGCUACUUUGACGAGGAAAUGAACCAGAUCCUCUCAGACCCGACCGAUGACACCAAGGGCUUCUUUGACCCCAACACCCACGAGAACCUCACGUACAUGCAACUUCUGCACAGGUGCCUCCCUGAUCCCGAAACUGGCCUGCUGAUGCUUCACGUGAUGGACAAGGGCUCCAUUUCCAUCUACUUGAACGAGAGCACGAGGAAGGCUUUGCAGUCUGCCAAGACCAGGGUUGGCAUAGGCCUUUUCGAGGGCCAAGAAGUCUCCGUGUGGGACCUCCUCUUCUCCAGAUACAUCCCUCCGCAUAAGAGACAGGAGAUCCUGAGGCAGUACAAAGCUGGCACCAUAACCAUUGAGGAGAUCACCCAGACCCUCACUGCCAUCAUCACCGAGACAGAGGAAAGGAACUCCAAGCAAACUGGACACAAACACACCCCCAGCACACCACAAGGAACAUCACUGAAACAGGACCCUCCCCACCCAAGCCUGAAAGAGUCCUGGCAGAAGACCUUGAAGUCCACAACCAUCAGAGGACAGGAACUCUCACUCUGGGAUCUCCUCUUCUCUCACUGUGUUCCAGAAGCCCAAAGAGAGGAGCUCUUAAAGAAGUACCAGUCGGGAAUCCUGAACACUCAAGAAAUGAUAGCCAUGCUGUCUGCCCUUCUCACAGAGACAGAGAGGUGUCGUGGGAAAGAUACGGAAGGCACCAGCAGUCUGACCAGGGAAGGGAUUCAGUCCCAUGGAGAUGGUGCCACACCAUCCCCACGAGACGAGGAGCUGGAAAAAGCCUUACGCUUGGUGACCGUUGAUGUGCCUGUGGGCGAGUUCCAAGGCUCCAGGCUUUCAGCGUGGGAGCUUCUCUUCUCCAAAUACGUGACCGCAGACAAACGGCAAGAGCUCCUAGAGAAGUACCGAGCGGGAUGUGUGACUACAGAGGAGCUCGUCCGAGUCAUCACCAACCUCAUUGAGGAGAUGGAAGAGAAGAGCAACAAGCUGAAAUUCUCCGGGCUCAGGAGGCAGGUGACAGCCUCGGAGCUCUUCAAGUCCCAAAUCAUUGACCAGGACACGCUCUCUGAGCUCACGCAUGGCACCAAGACUGUGGAAGAGAUCACGGAAAGAGAUUCGGUGAAGCGAUACCUGGAAGGCACAAGCUGCAUUGCCGGAGUCCUCGUGCCCUCCAAGUCAGACCCUUCCAAGACAGAGAAGAUGACCAUCUACCAGGCCAUGUGGAAGGGCAUUUUGAGGCCGGGCACUGCCCUGGUCCUGCUGGAGGCACAGGCUGCCACUGGGUUCAUCACUGACCCUCUGAAGAAUGAGAAACUGUCUGUUGACGAAGCUGUCUCUGCCGAACUGGUGGGCGCCGAAUUGAAGGACAAACUUCUCUCUGCAGAGAGAGCCGUGACCGGAUACAACGACCCCUACACGGGGAACAAAAUCUCUCUCUUCCAGGGCAUGAAGAAAGGCCUCAUCGUCAAAGACCACGGCAUCCGCCUGCUGGAGGCUCAGAUUGCCACCGGGGGCAUCAUUGACCCCGUGCAGAGUCAUCGCCUCCCCGUGCAGGUAGCCUACCAGCGGGGCUACUUUGACGAGGAAAUGAACCAGAUCCUCUCAGACCCGACCGAUGACACCAAGGGCUUCUUUGACCCCAACACCCACGAGAACCUCACGUACAUGCAACUUCUGCACAGGUGCCUCCCUGAUCCCGAAACUGGCCUGCUGAUGCUUCACGUGAUGGACAAGGGCUCCAUUUCCAUCUACUUGAACGAGAGCACGAGGAAGGCUUUGCAGUCUGCCAAGACCAGGGUUGGCAUAGGCCUUUUCGAGGGCCAAGAAGUCUCCGUGUGGGACCUCCUCUUCUCCAGAUACAUCCCUCCGCAUAAGAGACAGGAGAUCCUGAGGCAGUACAAAGCUGGCACCAUAACCAUUGAGGAGAUCACCCAGACCCUCACUGCCAUCAUCACUGAGACAGAGGAAAGGAACUCCAAGCAAACUGGACACAAACACACCCCCAGCACACCACAAGGAACAUCACUGAAACAGGACCCUCCCCACCCAAGCCUGAAAGAGUCCUGGCAGAAGACCUUGAAGUCCACAACCAUCAGAGGACAGGAACUCUCACUCUGGGAUCUCCUCUUCUCUCACUGUGUUCCAGAAGCCCAAAGAGAGGAGCUCUUAAAGAAGUACCAGUCGGGAAUCCUGAACAUUCAGGAACUGAUAGCCAUGCUGUCCCCCUUUCUCACAGAGACAGAGAGACGUCGUGGCAAAGAUACGGAAGGUACCAACAGUCUGACCAGGGAAGGGACUCAGUCCAAAGGAGAUGGUGCCACACCAUCCCCACGAGACGAGGAGCUGGAAAAAGCCUUACGCUUGGUGACCGUUGAUGUGCCUGUGGGCGAGUUCCAAGGCUCCAGGCUUUCAGUGUGGGAGCUUCUCUUCUCCAAAUACGUGACCACAGACAAACGGCAAGAGCUCCUAGAGAAGUACCGAGCGGGAUCUGUGACUACAGAGGAGCUCGUCCGAGUCAUCACCAACCUCAUUGAGGAGAUGGAAGAGAAGAGCAACAAGCUGAAAUUCUCCGGGCUCAGGAGGCAGGUGACAGCCUCGGAGCUCUUCAAGUCCCAAAUCAUUGACCAGGACACGCUCUCUGAGCUCACGCAUGGCACCAAGACUGUGGAAGAGAUCACGGAAAGAGAUUCGGUGAAGCGAUACCUGGAAGGCACAAGCUGCAUUGCCGGAGUCCUCGUGCCCUCCAAGUCAGACCCUUCCAAGACAGAGAAGAUGACCAUCUACCAGGCCAUGUGGAAGGGCAUUUUGAGGCCGGGCACUGCCCUGGUCCUGCUGGAGGCACAGGCUGCCACUGGGUUCAUCACUGACCCUCUGAAGAAUGAGAAACUGUCUGUCGACGAAGCUGUCUCUGCCGAACUGGUGGGCGCCGAAUUGAAGGACAAACUUCUCUCUGCAGAGAGAGCCGUGACCGGAUACAACGACCCCUACACGGGGAACAAAAUCUCUCUCUUCCAGGGCAUGAAGAAAGGCCUCAUCGUCAAAGACCACGGCAUCCGCCUGCUGGAGGCUCAGAUUGCCACCGGGGGCAUCAUUGACCCCGUGCAGAGUCAUCGCCUCCCCGUGCAGGUAGCCUACCAGCGGGGCUACUUUGACGAGGAAAUGAACCAGAUCCUCUCAGACCCGACCGAUGACACCAAGGGCUUCUUUGACCCCAACACCCACGAGAACCUCACGUACGUGCAGCUUCUGCACAGGUGCCUCCCUGAUCCCGAAACUGGCCUGCUGAUGCUUCACGUGAUGGACAAGGGCUCCAUUUCCAUCUACUUGAACGAGAGCACGAGGAAGGCUUUGCAGUCUGCCAAGACCAGGGUUGGCAUAGGCCUUUUCGAGGGCCAAGAAGUCUCCGUGUGGGACCUCCUCUUCUCCAGAUACAUCCCUCCGCAUAAGAGACAGGAGAUCCUGAGGCAGUACAAAGCUGGCACCAUAACCAUUGAGGAGAUCACCCAGACCCUCACUGCCAUCAUCACCGAGACAGAGGAAAGGAACUCCAAGCAAACUGGACACAAACACACCCCCAGCACACCACAAGGAACAUCACUGAAACAGGACCCUCCCCACCCAAGCCUGAAAGAGUCCUGGCAGAAGACCUUGAAGUCCACAACCAUCAGAGGACAGGAACUCUCACUCUGGGAUCUCCUCUUCUCUCACUGUGUUCCAGAAGCCCAAAGAGAGGAGCUCUUAAAGAAGUACCAGUCGGGAAUCCUGAACAUUCAGGAACUGAUAGCCAUGCUGUCCCCCUUUCUCACAGAGACAGAGAGACGUCGUGGCAAAGAUACGGAAGGUACCAACAGUCUGACCAGGGAAGGGACUCAGUCCAAAGGAGAUGGUGCCACACCAUCCCCACGAGACGAGGAGCUGGAAAAAGCCUUACGCUUGGUGACCGUUGAUGUGCCUGUGGGCGAGUUCCAAGGCUCCAGGCUUUCAGUGUGGGAGCUUCUCUUCUCCAAAUACGUGACCGCAGACAAACGGCAAGAGCUCCUAGAGAAGUACCGAGCGGGAUCUGUGACUACAGAGGAGCUCGUCCGAGUCAUCACCAACCUCAUUGAGGAGAUGGAAGAGAAGAGCAACAAGCUGAAAUUCUCCGGGCUCAGGAGGCAGGUGACAGCCUCGGAGCUCUUCAAGUCCCAAAUCAUUGACCAGGACACGCUCUCUGAGCUCACGCAUGGCACCAAGACUGUGGAAGAGAUCACGGAAAGAGAUUCGGUGAAGCGAUACCUGGAAGGCACAAGCUGCAUUGCCGGAGUCCUCGUGCCCUCCAAGUCAGACCCUUCCAAGACAGAGAAGAUGACCAUCUACCAGGCCAUGUGGAAGGGCAUUUUGAGGCCGGGCACUGCCCUGGUCCUGCUGGAGGCACAGGCUGCCACUGGGUUCAUCACUGACCCUCUGAAGAAUGAGAAACUGUCUGUCGACGAAGCUGUCUCUGCCGAACUGGUGGGCGCCGAAUUGAAGGACAAACUUCUCUCUGCAGAGAGAGCCGUGACCGGAUACAACGACCCCUACACAGGGGACAAAAUCUCUCUCUUCCAGGGCAUGAAGAAAGGCCUCAUCGUCAAAGACCACGGCAUCCGCCUGCUGGAGGCUCAGAUUGCCACCGGGGGCAUCAUUGACCCCGUGCAGAGUCAUCGCCUCCCCGUGCAGGUAGCCUACCAGCGGGGCUACUUUGACGAGGAAAUGAACCAGAUCCUCUCAGACCCGACCGAUGACACCAAGGGCUUCUUUGACCCCAACACCCACGAGAACCUCACGUACGUGCAGCUUCUGCACAGGUGCCUCCCUGAUCCCGAAACUGGCCUGCUGAUGCUUCACGUGAUGGACAAGGGCUCCAUUUCCAUCUACUUGAACGAGAGCACGAGGAAGGCUUUGCAGUCUGCCAAGACCAGGGUUGGCAUAGGCCUUUUUGAGGGCCAAGAAGUCUCCGUGUGGGACCUCCUCUUCUCCAGAUACAUCCCUCCGCAUAAGAGACAGGAGAUCCUGAGGCAGUACAAAGCUGGCACCAUAACCAUUGAGGAGAUCACCCAGACCCUCACUGCCAUCAUCACCGAGACAGAGGAAAGGAACUCCAAGCAAACUGGACACAAACACACCCCCAGCACACCACAAGGAACAUCACUGAAACAGGACCCUCCCCACCCAAGCCUGAAAGAGUCCUGGCAGAAGACCUUGAAGUCCACAACCAUCAGAGGACAGGAACUCUCACUCUGGGAUCUCCUCUUCUCUCACUGUGUUCCAGAAGCCCAAAGAGAGGAGCUCUUAAAGAAGUACCAGUCGGGAAUCCUGAACAUUCAGGAACUGAUAGCCAUGCUGUCCCCCUUUCUCACAGAGACAGAGAGACGUCGUGGCAAAGAUACGGAAGGUACCAACAGUCUGACCAGGGAAGGGACUCAGUCCAAAAGAGAUGGUGCCACACCAUCCCCACGAGACGAGGAGCUGGAAAAAGCCUUACGCUUGGUGACCGUUGAUGUGCCUGUGGGCGAGUUCCAAGGCUCCAGGCUUUCAGUGUGGGAGCUUCUCUUCUCCAAAUACGUGACCGCAGACAAACGGCAAGAGCUCCUAGAGAAGUACCGAGCGGGAUCUGUGACUACAGAGGAGCUCGUCCGAGUCAUCACCAACCUCAUUGAGGAGAUGGAAGAGAAGAGCAACAAGCUGAAAUUCUCCGGGCUCAGGAGGCAGGUGACAGCCUCGGAGCUCUUCAAGUCCCAAAUCAUUGACCAGGACACGCUCUCUGAGCUCACGCAUGGCACCAAGACUGUGGAAGAGAUCACGGAAAGAGAUUCGGUGAAGCGAUACCUGGAAGGCACAAGCUGCAUUGCCGGAGUCCUCGUGCCCUCCAAGUCAGACCCUUCCAAGACAGAGAAGAUGACCAUCUACCAGGCCAUGUGGAAGGGCAUUUUGAGGCCGGGCACUGCCCUGGUCCUGCUGGAGGCACAGGCUGCCACUGGGUUCAUCACUGACCCUCUGAAGAAUGAGAAACUGUCUGUCGACGAAGCUGUCUCUGCCGAACUGGUGGGCGCCGAAUUGAAGGACAAACUUCUCUCUGCAGAGAGAGCCGUGACCGGAUACAACGACCCCUACACAGGGGACAAAAUCUCUCUCUUCCAGGGCAUGAAGAAAGGCCUCAUCGUCAAAGACCACGGCAUCCGCCUGCUGGAGGCUCAGAUUGCCACCGGGGGCAUCAUUGACCCCGUGCAGAGUCAUCGCCUCCCCGUGCAGGUAGCCUACCAGCGGGGCUACUUUGACGAGGAAAUGAACCAGAUCCUCUCAGACCCGACCGAUGACACCAAGGGCUUCUUUGACCCCAACACCCACGAGAACCUCACGUACGUGCAGCUUCUGCACAGGUGCCUCCCUGAUCCCGAAACUGGCCUGCUGAUGCUUCACGUGAUGGACAAGGGCUCCAUUUCCAUCUACUUGAACGAGAGCACGAGGAAGGCUUUGCAGUCUGCCAAGACCAGGGUUGGCAUAGGCCUUUUUGAGGGCCAAGAAGUCUCCGUGUGGGACCUCCUCUUCUCCAGAUACAUCCCUCCGCAUAAGAGACAGGAGAUCCUGAGGCAGUACAAAGCUGGCACCAUAACCAUUGAGGAGAUCACCCAGACCCUCACUGCCAUCAUCACCGAGACAGAGGAAAGGAACUCCAAGCAAACUGGACACAAACACACCCCCAGCACACCACAAGGAACAUCACUGAAACAGGACCCUCCCCACCCAAGCCUGAAAGAGUCCUGGCAGAAGACCUUGAAGUCCACAACCAUCAGAGGACAGGAACUCUCACUCUGGGAUCUCCUCUUCUCUCACUGUGUUCCAGAAGCCCAAAGAGAGGAGCUCUUAAAGAAGUACCAGUCGGGAAUCCUGAACAUUCAGGAACUGAUAGCCAUGCUGUCCCCCUUUCUCACAGAGACAGAGAGACGUCGUGGCAAAGAUACGGAAGGUACCAACAGUCUGACCAGGGAAGGGACUCAGUCCAAAAGAGAUGGUGCCACACCAUCCCCACGAGACGAGGAGCUGGAAAAAGCCUUACGCUUGGUGACCGUUGAUGUGCCUGUGGGCGAGUUCCAAGGCUCCAGGCUUUCAGUGUGGGAGCUUCUCUUCUCCAAAUACGUGACCGCAGACAAACGGCAAGAGCUCCUAGAGAAGUACCGAGCGGGAUCUGUGACUACAGAGGAGCUCGUCCGAGUCAUCACCAACCUCAUUGAGGAGAUGGAAGAGAAGAGCAACAAGCUGAAAUUCUCCGGGCUCAGGAGGCAGGUGACAGCCUCGGAGCUCUUCAAGUCCCAAAUCAUUGACCAGGACACGCUCUCUGAGCUCACACAUGGCACCAAGACUGUGGAAGAGAUCACGGAAAGAGAUUCGGUGAAGCGAUACCUGGAAGGCACAAGCUGCAUUGCCGGAGUCCUCGUGCCCUCCAAGUCAGACCCUUCCAAGACAGAGAAGAUGACCAUCUACCAGGCCAUGUGGAAGGGCAUUUUGAGGCCGGGCACUGCCCUGGUCCUGCUGGAGGCACAGGCUGCCACUGGGUUCAUCACUGACCCUCUGAAGAAUGAAAAACUGUCUGUCGACGAAGCUGUCUCUGCUGAACUGGUGGGCGCCGAAUUGAAGGACAAACUUCUCUCUGCAGAGAGAGCCGUGACUGGAUACAACGACCCCUACACGGGGAACAAAAUCUCUCUCUUCCAGGGCAUGAAGAAAGGUCUCAUCGUCAAAGACCACGGCAUCCGCCUGCUGGAGGCUCAGAUUGCCACCGGGGGCAUCAUUGACCCCGUGCAGAGUCAUCGCCUCCCCGUGCAGGUAGCCUACCAGCGGGGCUACUUUGACGAGGAAAUGAACCAGAUCCUCUCAGACCCGACCGAUGACACCAAGGGCUUCUUUGACCCCAACACCCACGAGAACCUCACGUACGUGCAGCUUCUGCACAGGUGCCUCCCUGAUCCCAAAACUGGCCUGCUGAUGCUUCACGUGAUGGACAAGGGCUCCAUUUCCAUCUACUUGAACGAGAGCACGAGGAAGGCUUUGCAGUCUGCCAAGACCAGGGUCGGCAUAGGCCUUUUCGAGGGCCAAGAAGUCUCCGUGUGGGACCUCCUCUUCUCCAGAUACAUCCCUCCGCAUAAGAGACAGGAGAUCCUGAGGCAGUACAAAGCUGGCACCAUAACCAUUGAGGAGAUCACCCAGACCCUCACUGCCAUCAUCACCGAGACAGAGGAAAGGAACUCCAAGCAAGGAAGUCUCCCUCUGGCAUCUCCUCUUCUCUCAUUGUGUUCCGGAAGCCCAAACAGAGGAGCUCUUAAAGAAGUACCAGUCGGGAAUCCUGACACAAGCUGCCCUGAUGAUGUUACACCUGCGAAAGAGGAGGAGGAUGAGGAUGCGUUAGAGCUAGGAGAAAAGGAAAAGGCUCUGAAGUCCCGGAUGGUUGAAUUCAGCUCAGGCGAAUUCCGUGGACGGAAGGUUUCCUUGUGGGAAGUGCUCCACUCCAAGUACAUCCCUGAUGAGAAGCAGAAGGAGCUGCUGCAGCUGUACAAGUCUGGCAUCCUCACCAUUGACCAAAUGGAAACUGUAGUCACCACCAUUGUCAACAAAACAGAGGAGGAGAAAACGAAGGAAGCAUCCCACGCCCACCCACACCCGGGCCACUGGGAGGAGCCCUUGCAGAAUCACACCAUGGUCCUGCAUGUUGGUGAGUUCCAAGGACAGGAAGUCUCCCUCUGGGAUCUCCUCUUCUCUAAGUACAUCUCAGAGGGUAAAAGGCAAGAACUCCUAUGCAUUUACAGAAACUGUCAAUUAACUCCUGAGGAACUUGCAGCCAUCCUUUCUACUCUUAUUAAUGAAAUGGCAGAAGAAAGUAGUGAAUAUUCAGCACAUGGUCUAGCAUGUGCUGGUCUAGCUUCAUUUGAGAAAGAAGAGGAGGAUGCUCUGGAGGGGGAGAGAAAGAAAAAUGCCCUGAGGUCCCGGAUGGUUGAAUUCAGCUCAGGCGAAUUCCGUGGACGGAAGGUUUCCUUGUGGGAAGUGCUCCACUCCAAGUACAUCCCUGAGGAGAAGCGGAAGGAGCUGCUGCAGCUGUACAAGUCUGGCAUCCUCACCAUUGACCAAAUGGAAACCGUAGUCACCACCAUAGUCAACAAAACGGAGGAGUUGCAGGAAAGGGCUUCACACGCCAGCACGGACUCAGGUGGGCAGAAGGAACUUGAAGCUCCACAGUCCUCCCACUAUGACCUUCUGCAGCACACUUUGCGUCUGGAAAAUAUUGAUGCAACCAUCCAAGACGUCCAAGGACAGAAGGCUUCUGUUUGGGAUCCUUUCUUUUCAAGGUUUGUCUCUAAUAUCAGGAGAGAGGAGAUUCUACACGGACAUGGAGCACCAGCUAUAAAUGUUAAAGAAAGUAUUAGAAGCAUUACUACUGUUAUUACACACACUGAAGAGGGAAGUAGCACAUCAAGCAGAAGAGGGGAAUUUACCAGGGAACACAGAAUAUGCCCAGGAGCACCCAAGGCUUCUCAAGCAGAAGACCAAGACGAAAAGGAGAAAGCUUUGAAAUCUAGACUGACAAAUAUAUCUGCUGGUGGGUUCCAUGAGGAACAGGUUUCAGUGUGGGAUCUUCUUCAUUCUCAAUAUAUCCCUGAGGAGAAGCGGAAGGAGCUGCUGCAGCUGUACAAGUCUGGCAUCCUCACCAUUGACCAAAUGGAAACCAUAGUCACCACCAUAGUCAACAAAACGGAGGAGGAGAAAAUGAAUGAAUUGGGAUGUGUUAAGAGUCAAAGACAAGAGGCAAGAUCAUCAGAAAAUGGUCAACACGGUUGCUUCUCUCCUUCCUUCUCUUUGGAAAGCAUGCUACGGUCUGAGAGUUUUGUGGUACCAGUUGGUGAGUUCCAAGGGCAGAUGGUGUCUUGCUGGGAUCUUCUCUUCUCAAAAUAUAUCUCAGAAGAGAAGAAGCAGGAACUAAUAAACAAAUUCGAGGCAAAAGCCCUCUCUGUUCAGGAACUGAUAGGCAUUCUCACCAACAUCAUCACAGAAACAGAAGUGCAUAGCAAAGAUCAGCUAGCAAGCUCAGAGGGUGGCCUAGUGGAGAAAUGUGAAGAUUCACAUGUGCAGCAGCAGCAACUGAGAAAAUCCCUGAGGACAACUAUGGUCCAUGUGGCUGUGGGAGAGUAUAAGGGGCAGAAAGUGUGUGUGCUGGACCUUCUGUUUUCUAAAUAUGUCCCUCAAGAUAAGAGGCAAGAGCUCCUUGAAUUGCACAGAGCAGGGACAUUGCCCAUUCAAGAAAUGAUAACAAUGAUCACCGCCAUGAUUGAUGAGGUAGAAAGCAAACGUGGGAAGCCUAACACAAAGAAGAAGUCAUCCUGCAAAAAGGGGAAAGUAUGUUGGAAGGACCAGGGUGCCCACUCAUAACAAAUUGAGCAACUGGAGCCUGGAGCUCCAAUCAAACCUUCUCUGAUCCCACAAGAGCACCAAAAGCUAUUUUUCUCCCUUCCAGCAUCCAUCGUUACCCAAAAUUCUUCUUCAAACAUGCACCAAGGACAGGUCCUGGGCUGAGUCAUUUUCAGUAGGAAGCUGUUUAUCUGCUGUCUCCUUCUGAGAGAGUUCUUAAUGCUCCUGUUUCCUCCCCCUGCCCUGAUGCUGCUUUGCCCGGGGUGUGUGUGUGUGUGCGGCACAAUCUUGUUUCAAGCUUCUGGACUCCAUCCCUGGAUUGUCAGUGAUAACUUCCUUAGUGAAAGUCUGAAAGAUGUUCUGCUCAGACACCACUCUCCCAAGCGUGGCAAAUGCCUCAGUGGUUUUCUAGGAAUGGCCUGAAAAGGGGGGGGGGAUGAAGUUAGUGUCAGUGACUUCAAGCAAUCCUGCAUGAUACAGAAGAGUCUCCUUCCUCAUAGCUGGUACCUUCUUGAGGAUUGCACACACUGUGUAUGUCCAAGGACAAGAGUGGAUUAUGACACUGUUUAUCAGGAGUUGCACUUCCUGCCUUGAUGAGAUGAUGACUAUGUGGUAACCUGGUCUGUGUAUCCCAGUUCCCACUGAAGACUAACGUGGGCCAGGAGGGGUUUGGAUUCCCACCUCCAUUUGUUUAUUGACAGGCUUCUUCUUUGCUGUAGCUUGUGGGAUCCUGCAGGGAACAGAGGAAACCUGGCUUCCAUUCUCAUUGAGCUUUGUUUAUUCAAAUCUUAGGAUUGCAGCACAUGCCCUGGAAAUAUAGCAGGUGGAUUGAAACUUUGCCUCCCAAAGGCCCCUCCAUUCUGUGAUGGGUCAAAUAGCUGAUGCCACCCCAAGCCCUGCAUGUACAUGUUAUACAUCUGAAAAGGACAGCCACAUCCCAUUAGGAGAAUGUUACAGAGCAACUACUCAGCUUGACUAUUUCUGCUAAAAAUGUAUUUUAUUAAACCUUAACCUCUAAAAAGGA